AUGUGGGCAGAGGUGGAUGUGCAACCUCUUGUCCCACCUGUGACUGAGAAGAUGCCUGGAAGACCAAGAAAACAUAAUAGAAGGAAAGAUCCAGAUGAAGGUAAAAGAGAUUCUGGGAGGCCAUCACAAGGUGGAAGACCACUUACCUUAGGGAAAAAGGGAGUGAAGAUGACAUGCUCAUAUUGUGGACAGAAGAACCACAAUGUCAAAGGUUGCCCUUCUAAGAAGAAUCAGACAUUGGAUGAAAACAGCCAAAAGGCAAAUGAAAAAGAUGAGCAAGGAGGGGUCAACCAAAUGAACAAUGACCCAAAUGGGCCCUCACAAGCAUCUGCCUCAGUGGGCCCUGAGCAAAUGGAGCCUGCCUCAGUGGGCCUUAACCAAAUGGAGCCUGCCUCAGUGGACCCUGACCAAAUGGAGCCUGCCUCAGUGGGCCCUGAGCAAAUGGGCACUCAGGAGAUGAGCUCUGAGCAAAUGGGCCCUGAGCAAAUGGGCCUUGACCAAAUGGGCUCUCAGCAGAUGGACAAUGACCCAGACUUGGAAGAUAUUUAUUCAGUCAUUGAUAAAUUUGAUGCUUUUGAUGCAUCACUGCCCAACAAUGAACAACCACUUGCAAGGCCUCCUCAAAGUAAAAGAAGAAACAACUCUCCUCAGAGAGCAAGAAGCAAGACCUCAAAGAAACAGAAUGCAAUGAAGACUACUGAAACUCAAGUGAGAACCACAAGGUCUGCCAACACCUCAAUUGAGAAGUCACCGGCCCUUACCAAGAAGACAAGAGAAGUCUCAACAAAAAAAAAGUUGGCCAAAAGCAUCACAGUGUCAGGACCAACCACAAGAUCCAAGAAGAACAUCAAUUCCACUUCAACUACCAAUUCCAUGGGUAGUAAGUCAAUUGAUAAGGUCACAGGUAUUGAGAAAAUUGUGCACACACAGAACUCUCAAACCACCAAGGAUGUUCACAGCACAAAAAAAACUUUAGGUCUGAAAAGGAAGUUGGAUGUGAGAAAGAUGUCAAAAUCUCAAGGUCAAACAUCCACUGCUGCUCCUGAGGUUGACAGACCCCCAUGGAGACCACCUGGGAGGUUACUCAGAGAUGGUGAUGGUGCAAGCUUCUCAAGAAUGUUUGGUGCAGGAGUCAUGAUAAGUGGAGGAGGGAUUGUAAACAGGACAGACCCAUCUUUGGUCAGAAGUGAAGAAAUUGUCAGAGCUGAAGAAGAAGUCCCAAUUUGCAAACAACAGUAG
Messenger RNA from Striga asiatica, 1239 nucleotides. The record is from the annotation of a GenBank genome assembly. NCBI's taxonomy places the organism in Eukaryota, Viridiplantae, Streptophyta, Magnoliopsida, Lamiales, Orobanchaceae.